This is a messenger RNA of Melanotaenia boesemani (Boeseman's rainbowfish), 1464 nucleotides long. Its product is annotated as protein ALP1-like. The transcript is spliced from 3 exons. Lineage: Eukaryota; Metazoa; Chordata; Actinopteri; Atheriniformes; Melanotaeniidae. The record is from RefSeq and is a predicted model, not a curated record. The coding region runs from base 168 to 1412 and encodes 414 amino acids.
AUUUUUCGGAAUUUCCGGCAUUACUUGAAUGCAGCUCACUAGCUCGCUGGCUAGAUUAGCAUGGUGUUGCUAGCAAAAGCAUAAGGUCGCGGUUUUUACAAACAACCUGUUGAACUGACGACCUCUGUUACGGGGAAGAAACUGAUCUGGUUCACCUACUGGUGCAUAUGGACUUCAGUGAGCAUGUUUUAUCGGCAGGCAAAGCCGUUUUGGACAUGGUGGAGCGGGAAUGGCAACCCCUGUCAGAGAGUGAGCUGGAGCAUCGGCUGGACCAGGUGGUGGAAGAGAUCCUGGAAUCAGAUCUUGUAGCAAAACUCGUAACGCAACCCCCUCAUACUUUUUAUGUGCAGGUAUCGCAAAGUCAAGUAAAUAAGGGCCCCCAAAGUUUACAAACAAGCAUUACAAAAACAAACUCUCCCGAUGAGAAGACAAUGUCCCAAGAACCGCUUGAUAAUGUGGACAAUGCAGCAGUCAAGUACAUCUCAGACCUGCUUCAAAACUCUAAGUCCAGGACUCGGAUGGCCGGACGGGCACGUUUAUCUGUUUCCCACACUGUCCUGCUCUCUCUCACCCUGCUCUCUGAACGAGUCAGCUACCGUUCAGUGUCCCGUCGUUUCAAGUUAGAGAAAGGAAACAUCCACAGGAUUUUCUUCUCUUUCUGUGAGAGCAUCAACAUGUUAGAGGAGAAGCACAUCAGGUGGCCAGUUGGUAAAGAGGCUGAAGAGGCACUUUUUCCAAUUUCCAAUCUGCUUGGAAAAGAGGUGCAAGCUGUCCCUCAGGUCCUGGGAGUGUUGGGACACACACAGAUCCCGAUACGUCUGCUUGUAGGUAAAAAUGACUCUGCAGUACCUGAGGUGAAGAGGAUGAAGAGGGAGGCCAAACCUGACUCUUGGUUAAAUCUUGAGCUUGUAUGCAAUCGUAGUGGCCAUUUCCUACACUGUAGAAUCAGUAAAGGAUCAGAUUUGGAGAGAGGCAAGGCUUUGAGAGACAGACUUAAACUGCAGCCUGAACUGAUGCCAACAGACUCCUGCCUCAUAGCCAGAGCCAAUUACCCACUAACUGCACAGGUUUUAACCCCAUACACAAUAAGUUACGGACCAAAAGAUGAACUCUUCAACAAAACCUUGGAGCAACAUUUUCAGAUCUUCGAUCAGGCUGUUGCCAAGCUUAAAGCCCGAUUUCAAAGACUCAAGUAUCUGGAUAUUGGAAACUAUGAUCGAGCUAGAGCAGUUGUGCUGACUGCUUGUGUGUUACAUAACGUGUUUCUGAACAUGGGACAAGUGGUUCAAGGAGAGAUUGAGAAAGAAGAAGCCCUUUCCCAAAAAGGAGAGGAGGAAGACGAGGAGGGUGUACGUAGACGUGACACCAUUGCAGAUUUGCUGUUUAGAAAUGUUGAUUCAGAAAGCACAUGAUUUUUAUGUCUGUUGGCAAAUUUGUGGACAAUAAAGGUUUAUUUGAACAGAA